Messenger RNA from Staurois parvus, 476 nucleotides. The record is from the annotation of a GenBank genome assembly. NCBI's taxonomy places the organism in Eukaryota, Metazoa, Chordata, Amphibia, Anura, Ranidae.
AUGCGCCCCUGUACCGCCUCCUCAUGCUGCUGCCAGGCCCGUAAUCUGCCAUGGGCCCCCGUACCAACUCCUCAUGCUGCUGCCAGGCCCGUAAUCUGUCAUGGGCCCCUGUACCGCCUCCUCAUGCUGCUGCCAGGUCCAGAGUGUGUCAUGGGUCCCUGUACGGCCUCCCAUUGCUGCUGUCUCCAUCGCCACACUCUGCCAUGUGCCACUUUCAGGUCUCUCUCACACUGCUGCUGGUUUCCAUUUUGUCAUAGGGUGCUGUAUGGCCUCCCAUUGCUGCUGCCUCCACCGCCACACUGUGGCUCCACACUCUGGUUUUUGGCCCCGUGACUGCCCAAAUGAGUGAAGUGUGCUGUGAUUCUAAGAUGGACGGCACUCAUCUGCAUGUCAUACUGCCUGACAGUAUUAUUUCUCUUCCCCAGCAGACUCCAAGGGCAUUUAAAUUAAAGGUACAGUGUUCUGCACUAAUAUAA